UGCUGCUGUGCACAUUUGUUUUCUGAAAGCACUCCAAAGCAGCAGCUAAAAGAAAACGUUAGGAGAGAAGGAGUUUUGAAAGUGUAAACAAUAACUGGUUGAACUUUCCUAACAGUCACCAUAUACCUAAUAAUACUGAGGGUACAGAGAGUCUCAAAAUGGACAAGUUGGGAAAAGUUUCUGGAUUCAGGAGAAAUACCUUGGUUAGAUCUUCGCAAGCAGCAACCACACCUCUGGGAAAAGCAGCCUCAGCUCCUCUUGUGUCUCUUGGCAGCACCCAACCCAGAAGACCUGUCGUUGCACAACCAGCUGCUCUGGCCUGGGCAGACAAGCAGGCAGCACUGCAGCAGGACCAGGUUCAACAGGAUAAGAUUUGGAGAGAAUUUGUGGAGGCUGAACAGAGAGGAAGAAAAGUCUGGUACCAGAACUGGAGUUUCCUAAAGGACUAUGACCAAAUGGGUAAGAAAAAAGAGCAGAAGGCACUGCCAAACUAUAUGCCUGUGUUCUCAAGCAAAGUUCCCAAUUCCACCAACCAGACUUUUGGCAGUCGAAUGAAUACUGAACUUGGCAGGGCUCUGGUAAACAUGGAUUACUUCUUCAGCAGUGGAGCGCGAAAGAGGAAACUUGAGGGUGAGCUCCAGAUUUCCUAG
Molecule: messenger RNA, 650 nt
Organism: Antrostomus carolinensis (chuck-will's-widow)
Lineage: Eukaryota; Metazoa; Chordata; Aves; Caprimulgiformes; Caprimulgidae
Gene: CIMIP5
Product: ciliary microtubule inner protein 5
Source: RefSeq, a predicted model, not a curated record